Populus euphratica (Euphrates poplar) is the source of this 842-nucleotide messenger RNA. RefSeq names its product TLR4 regulator/MIR-interacting MSAP protein. The coding region runs from base 47 to 607 and encodes 186 amino acids. Lineage: Eukaryota; Viridiplantae; Streptophyta; Magnoliopsida; Malpighiales; Salicaceae. The record is from RefSeq and is a predicted model, not a curated record. The transcript has 9 exons.
GAGAGAGAGGUGCGAUCGGAAGAGGCGAAGACUAAGAACGAUAAAGAUGGCGGAGUCGACGGCGUGGCUUCUGAUGAUACUCUUCAUUUUGACAUUCACAGUUGUCUCAAGCAUCGAUGACAAAUGCGCUGCUUGUAAUGCCGUUGCGGAGGAGAUAGAGAAUGGGCUUUCCAAUGAAAAACCGAGGAAUCAUUUGGAUAUGAGACACAGAUUGGAUUCUAAAGGUCAACGUAAAGGAAAAGUAAUUGAUUACAGAGUCAGUGAGCUUAGGGUCGUUGAGUUACUAGAUGGGCUUUGUGAUAAAAUGCAAGAUUACACUCUUCAGAAGGUGGAUUCGAAAAGAUAUGAAUGGGUUAGAGUGGAUAACUGGGACAAUCUUGCAAUUAACAAGCAAGAAGCCAAGGCAUAUUCAAAAGAUAUAUCAUCUUAUUGUGGAAGGUUAUUGGAGGACACUGAAGAUGAGUUGGCAGAACGGAUAAAGAAAGGAUCUGUAAAAGUAGGGGGUGUGAGCAAGAUCUUAUGCCAGGAUUUGAGCAAGCACUGUAAUAUGUCCAGUGACUCCCAUCAGGCGGACGCUGAUGAUGAUGAACCAGAUGGAGAACUCUGAGUAACUCCUAUGAUUUUGAAUCGAUCACUCGUGGGAAAGUUUUUCCAAACUUGACAGCCUUGUUUACAAUGUUGAAUUGUGCCCGGGAUUACAACCCCACAAUUUUUCUCCAACAAAUAGGCAGGCCUUGUAUCAGUGUUUUGGACCUAAACAUAGCAAUAACAAUCGUGAAAGAGGACAGACACAUUGAUUUCGAUUUCUAUUUCUUUGUCAAAUAUAUGACUUGUUAACUUCA